Messenger RNA from Oreochromis aureus, 993 nucleotides. Its product is annotated as transient receptor potential cation channel subfamily M member 1-like. Gene Ontology annotation, biological process: calcium ion transport into cytosol. The transcript is spliced from 6 exons. The annotation marks the transcript as partial. The record is from RefSeq and is a predicted model, not a curated record. Gene Ontology annotation, molecular function: calcium channel activity. NCBI's taxonomy places the organism in Eukaryota, Metazoa, Chordata, Actinopteri, Cichliformes, Cichlidae.
UUUCAGAUCCAGAGAGCUUGGAUUGACAGAACCUUCCAGAAGAGGGAAUGUAUCCAGAUCAUUCCCAGCAAAGACCCCAGCAGGUGCAGCUGUGGUCAGCUGGUGGCACAGCACACCGCCAUCCCUCUGGGGGCCAAAGAGGAUGGGGCCCCACUGGUCCAGCUGGAAGUCCAACCUACGGAGAGAUGGAGUGCCCUCAAACACACCCAGGUCUCCCCCACUGAUGCCUACGGGGUGCUGGAGUUUCAGGGAGGAGGACAUGUCAACAAGGCCAUGUACAUCAGGGUCUCCUUUGACUCCAAACCAGAUUCCCUGCUCCACUUGAUGGUGAAGGACUGGCAGCUGGAGCUUCCCACGCUACUCAUCUCUGUUCAUGGAGGCCUCCAGAACUUUGACCUGCCUCCCAAGCUGAAGCAGGUCUUUGGUAAAGGGCUGAUCAAAGCUGCUGUCACCACUGGAGCCUGGAUCUUCACUGGAGGAGUCAGUACAGGAGUUAUCCGCCAUGUUGGCGAUGCUCUGAAAGACCAUUCUUCGAAGUCCAGAGGGAAAGUUUGUGCUAUUGGGAUUGCACCAUGGGGGAUUGUGGAGAACAAAGAAGACCUGAUUGGGAGAGAUGUGACCCGGCCUUAUCAGACAAUGUCCAACCCACUCAGCAAGCUGUCAGUCCUGAACAGCAGCCACUCCCACUUCAUCCUUGCCGAUAACGGGACGUGUGGAAAGUACGGCGCUGAGGUUCGCCUCCGCCGGCAGCUGGAGAAGCAUAUCUCUCUGCAGAAAAUCAACACACGUCUUGGUCAGGGGGUCCCAGUGGUUUGUCUAAUCGUAGAAGGUGGUCCAAAUGUCAUCUCAAUCGCACUGGAGAGCUUGAAGGAGGAGCCCCCUGUCCCAGUGGUGGUCUGUGAUGGCAGUGGUCGAGCUUCAGACAUCCUUUCGUUUGCUCACAGAUACUGCGAGGAAGAUGGGUGAGCUGAACGAAUGUAAAAGCCAGGCUUA